GAGUUACCGUCUCAAAUGCUGACAUAACAGAGGAAUCUUAACGUCCCAAUCUGCUGUGCACCUUGCACCUCCACACAACGUCGGGCAGCCAGGAGGACGUCCAGAAACAAGGACAGACAGCAGCCAUGAGGUACACCACAGGCUGAAUACUUUCUGAAGGCACUGGAUUUCAUUUGGAGAUGAGUAACCUGGAUGUUUGGACCAAGGACACAUAGCCACAGGGAGAAGGUCAUUCCUGGAAUCAUUACUGCGGAGAAAACAAACUUGAGGGAUUUUUAUUUUUUCUGUCAUUCUAGGUCUUGAGGAUGCAAUGGAAUUUCCAAGAUUCACCUUCAAUCCGAAAGAGGGGAUCGACAAUCCAGCCUUGGUCAUCUCAGACGACCCUGAGCCAGACCCCAGUCCGGUACCCCGCCUGUGCCAGAUAAAGUGCAAAGAGGGCCAGAGUUUUGGCUUCCAUCUGCGUAUGGAGAGGAGCUGCCAGGGCUAUGUUGUCCGCCAGGUGGAUCCGUGGAGUCCUGCAGCGCUCAGUGGGCUCAUGGACGGGGACCGUGUGCUGGAGGUCAACGAGGACUUUGUCGACAACAUGGAGUUCCCCAGGGUGGUGCAGAAGAUCCAGGCGUGUGGGCUGCAGCUGUUCCUGCUGGUUCUGAAGGGGGAGGAGUAUAAGGAGGCGCUGGCCCAGGGACUAGACCUCCAGGCUCUGACCAGGACUUACAGAGGGGAGACGUGUUUCCGGCCCAGGCUGUGUCACAUCACCAGAGACCCUGUCUUAGGUCUGGGAAUCAGCAUCAUCCCCAUUGAAGGUCAGAAGGGUCAAUACAUGUUGAGCACAGUAAGUGAGGGUCCUGCAAAGAGGGCAGGGGUGCGUAGCGGAGAUAGACUGGUGUGGAUCAACGGUGCCAUGGUAUCAACGCUCACCCAUUCAGCUAUCAGUAAAAUGGUGAAGAAAUGUAGCGUCCAUGUGACCAUCCUAGUCAUCGACAGAGAAAGUGAAGCGAGCUACAUCCGACGGAAACUGCCCAUCUUGCCUAUCAUGGCCGGCUCUCACAACCUGCCACACAGACCCACAACGAUGCAUCUGGUCCAGGGGUCAGAUGGAUACGGCUUCUUAUUACGACAAGAGAGGUUGACUUCAGGGAGGCGUAUUGCUAACUUACUCCGUGAGGUGGAUGUGGGGAGUCCAGCAGAAGAGGCUGGUAUGCAGGAUGGAGACUUGCUGCUGGCGGUCAAUGGGCAGCCUACAGAGUCUAUGGAGCAUGAGGAUAUUGUCAGGACAGUGAGGAAGAGUGGCAACCAGGUUAGCCUCACCACCAUGCCCAUACAUGGAAGAGACUUCUACACACAGUUGGGUCUAUCUCCCCUGCUAUUCCAUGAGGACAGUCUGCCAGAAGGAGAGAGGAUGAGGAAGACACAGUCCCCUUGCGCUGAGAUUCAGGAUGGGCUGAGUAAAAACGAGCAUGGCUCACUUCCUUGUCCAAGACUCUGUGUCCUCGAGAGAGAAGAACCAGGCUUCGGGUUUAAUCUGGGCUGUGUUCAACAUGAGCCAGGGACUUUCAUAGGCCAGGUGGUGGUAAAGGGCUCAGGACAUAGGGCCGGACUGUGGGAAGGGGAUGUGGUUGUGGAGGUGAAUGGCCAGAAUGUCGAGAAUGAGUACUUCGAGGACGUUGUGAUGCUGAUAAAGAAGAGCGAGUCGUCUUUGAAAUUACUGGUUGUGGAGAGGUCAGGGUAUGAGAGACUCAAACAUAGUGGGCUUCCAAUCACUCCUGGGGUCAUACUCCACAGCACUCAGGUUUCAGAGAAAACAAAUGAGGCUUUCUUGUGAUGGAAUGCCGAGAAGUGAUCCAAGUCGUUAUGAAGACAACAUUAGGCAUCUCACCUAACAGAGGAUCUGGCACUGGCACAGCAUCAACAACAAACAGCUGCAGUCAUUGGGGGCACUGCCAUGGGGAGUCUGCUUCCAUCUGAAACGGAGGAUGUAAUCCCUUCGCUCCACAUCUCCCAAUCUCACAUGUCCUCUUUGUCAGGACUGUGCCGAUAGAGCUAUGCUAUGACCUGCUUCUUGCAAAGGAGGAUUUGCAGAGUAGAUUGCACACCGUUUCAAUUAGUAAUAUCUCAUGUGUAUAUGAUGGGAUAAUGAAGUUUAGGUUUAUUCUAAGGUGACAUCAGGAUAAACAAAAUAAAAUGGGAAAAACAUCA
Salvelinus fontinalis (brook trout) is the source of this 2196-nucleotide messenger RNA. RefSeq names its product NHERF family PDZ scaffold protein 4a (gene nherf4a). The record is from RefSeq and is a predicted model, not a curated record. Gene Ontology annotation, biological process: protein localization to plasma membrane. Gene Ontology annotation, molecular function: protein binding; protein-membrane adaptor activity. Gene Ontology annotation, cellular component: apical plasma membrane. The coding region runs from base 311 to 1822 and encodes 503 amino acids. The transcript has 11 exons. Lineage: Eukaryota; Metazoa; Chordata; Actinopteri; Salmoniformes; Salmonidae.